Leptopilina boulardi is the source of this 3427-nucleotide messenger RNA. RefSeq names its product sodium- and chloride-dependent transporter XTRP3. NCBI's taxonomy places the organism in Eukaryota, Metazoa, Arthropoda, Insecta, Hymenoptera, Figitidae. The transcript has 12 exons. Gene Ontology annotation, biological process: sodium ion transmembrane transport. The record is from RefSeq and is a predicted model, not a curated record. Gene Ontology annotation, cellular component: membrane. The coding region runs from base 351 to 2441 and encodes 696 amino acids.
AAAACUAUCUGAAAAUUAAGAAAAUUGUAAAAUAGUUCCAAAAAAUAGAAUUUGAUAAAAAAAAAUAUUGUUUUAUUAAAAAGUGACAUUUUCGAGUGUUUAAAACGUGUGCAUUUUUUUCCCCCUCCCCACUCGUGAAAUGAAUUUAAAAAGUCGAUACUUUUUUAUAGACUUUUUUCUUUAACGGUGUUUUAAAUAUAUUAAAUAUAAAAAUAAUUCUUUCGACAUUUUUUCUCCCCACUAAACGAAAGGAUUAAAGUGAGAAAGAAGAAAAAAAACAAAAGCAAUUUUAUUAUCGUUUGGAUAAAAAAAAUAUAUAUAUAUAAUUAAAAAAAAAAACAAAAUUUAGCAUGGGGGUAAAUCCGGAAAAUUCAAAACACGGCCAUGAAUUGGCUCCCCUGAAUGAAGGUAGAUUACAUACUGGACACAAUGUCACCAUUGUUGUACCAGCAAAUCAAAAUGCAAGAAAUCAGGAAACCGAAGAAGCUAAUCGGGCACAAUGGAGUGGCAAAUUGCAGUUUUUUCUCAGUAUUAUUGGUUACAGUGUGGGCCUCGGGAACAUAUGGAGGUUUCCAUAUUUAUGCCAACAAAAUGGAGGCGGAGCGUUCCUCAUACCCUUUUUCAUCAUGCUCAUAUUGGAAGGUAUACCUUUGUUCCUGAUUGAAUUGGGCCUUGGUCAAAAAAUGCGACAAGGCGCACUUGGUGUAUGGAAUACUGUACAUCCAUGGUUAGGAGGUAUAGGAAUGGCUGCUUGUAUCGUCACAUUUUUCGUGGCACUUUAUUACAAUGUAAUCAUCACCUGGUGCUUCUAUUAUCUCUUUAACUCAUUACAGGCUGUGACAUAUAAAUUUGGUGAACCUUUAUUGUGGGCUUCCUGUCCAAUGGUGAAUGGAAAACCGGUCGAAGAAUGUGCAAAAAGUUCGGAGACCGCUUAUUUUUGGUAUCGUGUAACUCUUGAUGCAUCACCAACAAUUGACGAUGGCCAAGGAUUAAAAUGGUGGAUAGUUAUAUGUUUACUAAUCAGUUGGCUAGUUGUAUUUUGCAUCGUUAUGAAAGGAAUUCAAUCGUCGGGCAAGGUGGUUUAUUUCACCUCAAUGUUUCCCUACUUGGUCCUCACUAUUUUCUUCAUUCGUGGGAUUACGUUAAAGGGUGCUGGAGCCGGAUUGGCUCAUAUGUAUACACCAAAGGUGGAAAAAUUAUUGGAGCCAAAGGUUUGGUUGGAUGCAGCAACGCAGGUAUUUUACAGUUUUGGUUUGGCGUUCGGAUCUUUGAUUGCUUUUGGUAGUUACAACACUGUCAACAACAAUUGUGUUAGGGAUGUGUUACUUGUGAGUUUUUGCAAUGCUUUUACUGCAAUUUAUGCAAGCGUUGUUAUUUUCGCAAUUCUGGGUUUCAAGGCAAUGAGUAAUGUGGAAAAAUGUCUUGAAGGAAACAAAAAUUUGCUAAUCGAGGCUGGACUAUUAAGUGGAAAUACAUCGAUUUCAGUUCAUUCAAAUGAAUUUGAAAAUGCUGUACAUCAUUUUAAUUCUUCAAUGAAUUUAAGUUUAGAUGUCUGUGAUUUAGGGGAGCAACUAAAUAAUGCUGCAGAAGGCACAGGAUUGGCUUUUAUAGUUUUUACACAGGCAAUAGUCGAACUUCCAGGUGCACCAUUUUGGUCUUGUAUAUUUUUUUUAAUGCUUCUUGCUCUUGGUUUGGGAUCACAAAUUGGACUUUUAGAAGGAAUGCUGUGCGUUAUUUUUGAAAUAGAUCUUUUCAAAAGAAUCAAAAAACAAUACAUGACAGGUGUUGUUUGCAUUAUCUGUUUCUUCGUGGGUCUUAUAUUCUGCACAGGGGCAGGUGAAUAUUGGUUAACAAUGUUUGAUAGUUUUGCCGGAACAAUUGGUCUUGUUUUAGUUGCUCUCAUGGAAAUGUUAGCUCUAAUAUUUGUCUAUGGACAUGAAAAAUUCACUAAAGACAUUGAAGAAAUGACUGGAUACAGACCAGGAUGGUAUUGGCAAAUAACAUGGAGAUUUUUGGCUCCAAUAAUCAUGGUUGCAAUUUUAAUUGCCAGUGUUGUACAAAUGAUUAUGAAUAAACCAAAAUAUCCUGCAUGGGUUGCUGCUUUGGGCAAAACCGAAUUAACAAUAUAUCCAGAUUGGGUUCUCGCAAUAGGAGUGGGAAUUAUUCUUAUAGGAAUCGCGCCAAUUCCUGUCGUUUUUCUUAUGCGAAGGUUCCAAUUAACGAAACUUGAUGUCGACAUUCAUCAUGGAAGUAUUCGUCGAAACGAUACGACAGUGUCAACUAAAGAAAUGAUGGGCGAUGUCGAUUUGGACGAUUAUCAAGAUCGAUUAGAAGACUUUCCUGAAGAAGAUGAGAAUAUCGAUAGUGACGAUGAUAAUAAUGCACCCCCACGAAUGAAAGAUAGAGGUAAAGCUUUCGAAAUGAAAGUUAUUAACUUCUAACUUUUAUUAUAGGCUCAAUUUCUCGUACUUCCGAUAUAAAUUAUGCGAAAGAACAUGAGAUAAUGAGAGAAUUAGAAUGACGAAUUUUAAAUAUCGUGAAUAGAAGUUUGCAGAACAUUAUCUCAAUAAUCAUCUAUUUAUUUACCAUAUAUAUUUAUUAUACCCCCUUAGACUAUAAAAAAAAAAUAAGAAAAAAAACUAUUAUUUAUUUUUCAAAUAAAAAUAAUAUAUAUAUAUAUAUAUAUUUUUUUAACUUGGUAAAAAUUAUGAUUUGCAAAAUAAACGAAAAUAAGGAAAAAAAAUUAAUAUAUUAUGUAUUAUUGUACUAAUAUUAUUAUUAUUAUUAAUAAUUUAUUUAUUUAUUUAUUUAUGAAACUGAAAUAUUUAUUUUAUUUGUAGUGAAUAUUCAGAUUAUCUUAAAAAUAAUUUAUUUAAAUUAAUAUAAUUAUUCAUUUUUUUUAGCUCACUGGCACAAAAAUAGUGUUUUUAGACCCUAUAUUUGUGCCUUUGGAAUAAAAAAAGUAUGCGGUAAAAAGAGAAUUAUUUUUUCUCUUUACAAUUUUUACAUCGGUGAAAGUUAACAACAUUUAUUAUCAACGAUUUAGAAGAAAAAAAAAUAUAUCUUUCUUACAAUUUUUUUAUUUAAAAAAAUUUUUGCAAUUUUUUUUUAUCAACAAUUAAAAAAAAAUUUCUGGAAAAAAAAUUAAUUUUCGCAACUUAAAAAAAUAUAUAUUUUUUUUUCAAACGUUGAUCAUAAACGUUGUGAACUUGAUCGACGUCAAUUUUUUACCAAGAAUUAAAAAUUUUAUAUAUCUUGUAUCUGCAAGCUUGACAAUUUAAUGCGGCUGAUUUCAUCAACUGUAGAUUAAAAUUAAUUGACAAUUAUGAAAGAGAUUUUAGUGAAAGUUGAUGAAAUUAGAUCUAAAAUUAUAUAGUUUUAAGCUUAUUAUGUAAAUUGUAAUUAUAUAUAUAUAUAUAGAGAGAGA